Molecule: messenger RNA, 1862 nt
Organism: Penaeus vannamei (Pacific white shrimp)
Lineage: Eukaryota; Metazoa; Arthropoda; Malacostraca; Decapoda; Penaeidae
Source: RefSeq, a predicted model, not a curated record
GGAUCUCGAGCCGGCGUCCGCUUGACCAGGAUCUCAUCAACAACAUCUCCUCGCUCAACCUCAGCGUCACAGACCUCGGCAAAUUAUGUGGUCGCGUGGGCGUGGAUGGGCGUGGGUGGCGGAUGUGCACGCGGUCCCCUGAGGUCGCGGGCGUGAUGCUGGAGGCCGCGUGGGUGAGCGUCGUCCACUGCCAGCGCGUCAUGAAGUACGAGCGCUGGAACUGCUCCCUCGGCCACUCCCGCAUCAUGAUGGUCAAGAAAGUGUACCGAGAGACGGCGUUGCUUCAGGGCCUGUCGGCGGCCGCCCUCACGCACGUGGUGGCGAGGGCGUGCGCCUCAGGCCGCCUCACGCGCUGCUCCUGCGACGAGUCGACCGUGACCCGGACGGAGAACAUGCGGGUGUGGCGCUGGGGCGGAUGCGGCGACAACCUGGCAUACGGCACCAGGUUCGCGCGCCGUUUGUUUGUGGGCUGGACUAAGAAAAAGAAGAAGACAAAGAACGGGAAGUCGUCACGGCGCAGCAGAGACUUCAAGUCCCAGAUCGACGCCCACAACGCCUAUGCGGGGAUUAAGGUAGUCCAAGAAGCAACAAACAGUGCCUGUAAGUGCCACGGCGUGUCUGGUUCCUGUGCCAUGAAGACGUGCUGGCCUCAGCUGCCCUCCUUCACCCACUCCUCCCGCGCCGUCAAGACCCUGUACGAUAACGCCGUUUUGGCCGACGCGAUCAACGAGGUCACCGGGAAGCGGAAGCGGAAGCGGCCCAGGUCUCGCCGGGAGGUCGUCCGAAGCUUCACCGGACACGAUUUCCCUUUCGAGAUCGGAGAAGCACGCCCUCUGCUGACGCCCGCCCUUCAGCUCACCAAUCGCGGUGUCGGCCUCGCCCCCGUCGCCGCCCCCGUCCCCACCCCGGGCCCUCGAAGACAAAAGCGCGAGGAGCCGAAGCGAAGCGAAGCCAAGCCACGUCGCGAAUCCGCAGGUCGCAGACGCCAUCGGGACGACGCCAAGCCUCGCAAAAUGCGCAAACCGAAGCGUACGAAAUCCGCCUUCGGGGACCCGCGAAAAUUCGUGUAUCUCGACGACUCGCCGAACUUCUGCCGCAGGACGAAGUACGGGCCGGGGACGCAGGGGCGGGAGUGCCAGCUGGGGCGGAACUGCGAGAGCCUCUGCUGCGGCCGAGGCUACGACACCAUCAACCGGCUCGUGGAGGAGCAGUGCCGGUGCAAGGUGGUGCUGCGGUACCGCGUGCAGUGCCACACCUGCUCGAAAAUGACGGAGGUUUAUACGUGCAAAUAGGAGGCCAGGAGACAACGAGACGUGCACCUGCAGAAGGGAGGAGUGAAAGGGCCGUGGAUGAUUUAUGGGACCAAAGUCGUUGAUCCAGCGCCUGUGUUUACAAAAAAUGACAUUUGACCAAAAACGUUUUGUAUGAAUAAACAUUGUGCGAUCUCUAAUAUUUUUAAGGGUAAUGACCAAGGUUUGUUAAUGAUAAUCACAAUGAAAUUAGAUAAUAAUGUAGUUAUCAGGAUGUGCUUAAAUAUGAUGAAAGAUAGAUAAGAAUGCAAACAAAAAUAUUUGACCCAAGGAAAAGUGUUCAAGGAGGAAACUUAGUUUCUUUAUAUUCUUACUAUAUUCAUCGCUUACUUUAUAUAUUUUCUAUAAAGGACGAAAGACAGAUCUUUUAUCAGUACGACUUGUAACCACACAUCUAACACGUAAGGAAUUAUGUUUAUCUCACCACAUUAUUGAUUAGCUUUUACUAAUGCCUUUAUCAAAUGUAUUGUAAUGCCAUUAUGAAAAUCUUUUAUGCACAUAAAGUAGGUGGGUGAUGAAUUUAUGUGUAUUUGUGGCCGGCAACGAAGUAUA